Cicer arietinum (chickpea) is the source of this 1469-nucleotide messenger RNA. RefSeq lists its product as uncharacterized. The record is from RefSeq and is a predicted model, not a curated record. Lineage: Eukaryota; Viridiplantae; Streptophyta; Magnoliopsida; Fabales; Fabaceae.
UGCAAAACUAGUGUAGAAAUAUUCCCUUUUGAUUGAGAUCCCACGAACACACCCUUUUCACAAUUCACUCACACACGAACCUUCCUUAUAGAUUAUAUUCAUUUCUACUACCAAACCUUUCAUUUUCUUUUUCAUUCUCUGCUUAUUAAAUUCAUUCAUUCAUGCUACAAUUUUGAUUUCAAACAAUCAACAAAGUUUUUUUUUUUGAAAGAGAGAGAGAGAGAGAGAAAAGGACUCAGCUUUCUGCUUCCAAACCAAUCACUACUCUUGAUUAAUUGGUUGGUUCAUAAAGAGGAUAUCUUUCAGAGAUUGUGUGUCUGCUUUAUACAGCUAAGACACCAUUCUGUGGCAAAGUUGAUAAAGUCCAAGAGAGACAUAUCUGAAGAGUAGUAAAAAUCAGUCAUAAACAUGGGAUCUUUCAAGGGUCAUGCUUUACCAGGGACAUUGUUUUUUGUAGUUGGGGUAUGGCAUAUAUGGGCCUCUGUAGUAAGAUACGUACGUAAUCCGAAGACAUUUCGAGUCCGUGCCUGGAAUCCUGUACCUGGAUUUGAUGGCAGGCUCAAGCACUUGGAGCUCUAUGUUAUUGCAAUUGGUGCUUUUAUUGACAUGUGCAUUGAGUUUUUGUAUUCAACUCACCUCAAGAUAUUUGUUGGUGGAGUCCUUAACCCUUCUCACAUGAAUGACUUUGAGCACUCAGGAAUGCUUCUUAUGUUCUUUCUCUAUGGUGUUGUUGCUCUACUCAGCGAAAAUACCAGAUUUCUUCCCUUGCAAGAAGGUGUUCUUUGUUUAAUUGCCGCCAUGGCAUUCACUGCAGAGUAUCUUCUAUUCUACUUUCAUUCAACAUCACACAAAGGACUUGAAGGCUAUUACCACACUCUCCUUGUCUUCCAAGUAGGACUAUGUAUUUUAUCUUCGAUUGCGGGAGCACUUUUGCCAAACAACUUUCCAGUUGAUUUAUGUAAUGGCAUCGCGAUAGCAUUGCAAGGCAUUUGGUUCUAUCAAACUGCAUUUGUUCUUUACGGCCCCAUGCUACCGGACGGUUGUAAGAUUAAGGAUAACAAUAUCAUAUGUAAUUCAGUUGACAGCGAGAUUCGCGGCGAAUUGCUUGCUAACUUUCAGAUGUUUUUCGCCGUCCUCGUGGUCCUUGUUGGAACGGUGGCGGCUUAUGGAUAUGCAGCUUCAAGAUAUAGAAAUUCUGAAGUUAACAACUUGCAUACAAUUCAAGAUGGAUUAGAUCAAGAUUGAAGUAGGAUAUGUUUUUUUUUUAAUUUCUUAUAGAACAUGUCUGUAAUCUGUAUAUUGGAGUUAAAAGGUGCAUUUGUAUGAUUACUUAGAGGAAAAAUAUUAUACAUUUUUGUUGUGCAAUGACUUUUAGGAAGUUGUGUAAAAGGAAUAGGAAAUUUAUUCUUUUAUGUGUUGCUGGUUAUAUUUCUUUUCUUGCUGUCAAAUUAUUGAGCAAAAUUAUUGGA